Molecule: messenger RNA, 1416 nt
Organism: Tuber melanosporum (Perigord truffle)
Lineage: Eukaryota; Fungi; Ascomycota; Pezizomycetes; Pezizales; Tuberaceae
Exons: 5
Coding region: 400-1041 (213 amino acids)
Source: RefSeq, a predicted model, not a curated record
GAGCGAUUAGGUCUUCAGUUCAUGCUCCUUCCCCUAUAUAUAUUUCUACCGCUGCUGGUACGGAUGGCUUCGGGGAUUUCUGGGAUAUUUGUUGACUUUGGCCGCAGAGAGUGGGAGGUCGGCCUCGAAGGCCCUGGCCAAUAGCCCGAAACUGACCGCAAAAGUGGAAAUGAAGCAGACAGUUUCCACAUCCCUUGAGGCCUCGAGGGGCUUUCUCUGGUCUUCCAAUAUGGACCGAAUUUGGAAGCAAAAUAUUGCAAUCUGAAGCUCCAGCAGGCGCGCUACAUACCCCUCCCCGAGUGAUACCACGUGACCAUCCUACUGGCUCAACUCGACACACAAACCGUGGAGUUAUUUUUUUAUUUUUGAUUCUCGAUUUUUAACUAUCAUAUUUUCUUAAUGCUGAGCUCUAUCUCCUCUACAGAAAUCGCCAACACAUUUGGCCGACCUGCCUGUACAAGGGAGUUUCCUUCUAUCUUUCUCUACUUCCUUUUUGACAACUAUCUCCCUCCAGGGCCAUAUACACAAAGAAAAUCUCUACAUCGUGGAUAUUUUUUCUCUCCCAUCCUUAGAUCCUUUGUGAAUGCUAUGCGCCUAACAGGUCAGGCCCUCGAUCUAACUUCGGAGCGGUCAGCUCUAUAUUGGACAUCUAGAUGGAAUACACAGGGCCACCAAUUGAGGGGGAUACGCCCUGACAGUCAAACUGCAAUCGGCGGUGUGGUGGGCGCGGCGAGUGCUUCCGCCAAGCGCGUAAGCACUAAGAGCUCCACAUAUUUCUACCACUCGGGGAGGAUGGGCAUACAGAGUGGAUUAUAUCCUUGCCUCAGUCAACAAUCCACUCCCGCCACCGCAGCCGGGGAAAGUUGGGCAGGAGUUCAGCACUCGAGACCACCAUUCGGCUUCCGUAGGGGUAGUUGCUUCUCGAGGCUGACGAAGCCAUAUUGCUCUCCCGGUCUCUUUCUGCAAUUCUUGCCCCGAGGGCUAGAAAAUAUAAUUGUAAAUGAACGGCUAGUCCGGCUCAUUCCCCUCACGCCCAAAUGAUUGAAGCCUCGCAUUGUGCUAUUCAAUUUAUCUCGAAACAUGCCUAGAUUGACUUAACUAAUCCAUGUCACCAACUCGUUAAGUUUUCUGCCAUCUACCCCUCCCCUUUCCUCCUGCGGCAGCAAAGAGACAUUCCCAGCAAAACGGAAUAACAGAAAGAAAAUAAUUAAGGGAAAACGGGACCAACAAAUAACUCUAAAUCGUUUCCGCUUUCCUCGAGGUCUCAAGAGGGCUACUACACUACUACAUUAUACCCACCGCCCGACAGGAGAAAAGAGCGCGCUGUCAGGCUUACCUAAAAAGGGGUCCCCCUGCCAUGCGCGCACAAGUCACCGUUGCCCUCUCCCUCUAGUCCCCCGCCCGCCCGCCCGCCAA